UUACUGCACAGACCCAGGAUCAGACAGGCGGUACAACAUGCGUGUGGACCUGGUGGUGGUGUGUGUGGCCGCUGUGGCUCUCUCUCUCCCCGCUCUCUCAACAUGUGACCCACUCUAUGUGAUGUCGGCUCCUAACCUCCUGAGGGUGAACACCCCUGAGAAGGUGUUUGUGGAGGCCCAGGACUACACCGGAGCAGACCAGAACGUGAAGAUCACGGUGAUGAACUACCCGAAGAAGAACACAGAGUUAACCAGCACAACUGUCACUCUCAACCAAGCCAACCAGUACAUGGUGCUGGCAGACAUCACGAUCCCCAACAAAGAGGGAACCUUCGACGAUGAUGAGUCCCUGAACCAGUACGUCUACCUGCAGGCCAAGUUCCAAGGUCACCUGGUGGAGAAAGUGGUGCUGGUCUCAUUCCAGUCUGGAUACAUCUUUGUGCAGACAGACAAGACCAUAUACACACCUUCAAGCACAGUUAUGUACAGAGUGUUCUCACUCAAUCCUGCCCUGCACCCAGUAGAGAGUGGUAUUUCUGUGGAGAUCAUGACUCCAGAUGGAAUAACAAUCAGCAAAGAGGUCAUCUAUCCAAAAGGAGGAAUCAAGUCUGGAGAACACAAGCUGCCUGAACUUGUCAGCUUUGGAACAUGGAAGGUGGUAACAAGAUUUGUUGCUACACCUCAGAGAAACUUCACUGCUGACUUUGAGGUCAAAGAAUAUGUUCUACCCAGCUUUGAAGUGUCCUUGACCCCAGGAAAAGCCUUCUUCUAUGUUGACGAUCAAGACAUGACAGUUGACAUUGUUGCCAGGUAUUUGUAUGGGAAGGAGGUGACUGGAGUUGGAUUUGUGGCGUUUGGAGUCAGUACCAAAGAGGAUGAGAAGAGAAGUUUGGCAGCGUCACUGCAGAGGGUAGAGAUAAGAAAUGGGAAAGGCAAAGCAGUACUGAAGAAAGAGCACAUCACAAAAACUUUCCCCAACAUCAACGAGCUGGUUGGAUCCUCCCUCUAUGUGUCUGUUAGUGUCCUAACAGAGACAGGCAGUGAGAUGGUGGAAGCCCACAAGAGAGGCAUACCGAUAGUCACUUCCCCAUACACCAUUCACUUCGAGAAGACACCCAAAUACUUCAAGCCAGGGAUGCCCUUUGAUGUUUCGGUCUUGGUGACCAAUCCAGACAACUCACCUGCUGACAAAGUGGAUGUGGAGGUGACGACACCUGGUCAAUCAGUGAUGAGCUCCACUCGCUCCAACGGCAUGGCCAAAGCCACCAUCAACACGCAGGGUGGGGCUUCCCAACUGCCAAUCAUUGUGAUCACAAAGGCCCCUGGUCUCAAAGAUGGUCAACAGGCUAGAGCGGACAUGAGAGCAUUACCGUAUGUGUCCAAGGGAGGUUCCAAGAAUUAUCUGCACAUUGGUGUGGAUGCAGCAGAGCUGACCAUCGGAGAUCAGCUCAAGGUCAACCUGAACCUGGGAGGAAGUCCUGGAGGCCAGAAUAAUGACUUCACGUACCUAAUCCUAACUAAAGGGCAACUUGUGCAAGCUGAGAGGUUCAAGAGACAGGGCCAGGCUCUUGUGACUUUGUCCUUACCAGUGACCAAGGAUAUGGUCCCCUCCUUCCGUAUCGUGGCCUACUAUCAUGUGGGCUCUACUGAAGUGGUGUCUGACUCAGUCUGGGUGGACGUGAAGGACACCUGCAUGGGAACGCUGAAAGUGGAGCCAUCUCGCCCUGUUGCCGUCUACUCGCCUCGUGAGCGCUUCAGCCUGACCAUCACCGGAGACCCAGGGGCCAGAGUGGGUCUGGUGGCCGUGGAUAAGGGAGUCUACGUCCUCAACAACAAGCACAGACUCACCCAGACAAAGAUCUGGGAUGUCAUUGAGAAGUAUGACACAGGAUGCACAGCAGGCAGUGGUAAGGACAGCAUGGGGGUGUUCUUUGACGCCGGCCUCGUCUUCCAGUCAAGCACCGCUGGAGGAACUGAAUCACGCCAAGAACCCACAUGCCCAAAGCCAGCCAAGAGGAGACGCAGAGCCAUCACCAUUCAGGACCUGCACAACUCUCUGACUGCGAAAUACACCAGCACAGAGCGAGAGUGCUGUGUGGAUGGAAUGAAGGAAAACAUCUUGGGCUUCACAUGCGAACGUCGUGCCGAAUAUAUCACAGACGGAGACAAGUGUGUCCAGGCUUUCCUGCACUGCUGCAAGGAGAUGUCCAGUCAGAAGAAAGAAUCCAAAGACGAACAACUUCUCCUUGCUCGCAAUGAAGCAGAUGUUGAUGGCUACUACACAGACUCGGAGGACAUCGUCUCACGCUCCCAGUUUCCAGAAAGCUGGCUCUGGGAGGAUGAUGAGGACCUUCCUGAAUGCCCCGCAAAUAACAAACACUGCACCACCACCUCCAUGACGAAGAAGAGUUUCCUGAAGGACUCCAUCACCAGCUGGCAGGUCACAGCAAUUAGCAUUUCAAAAACUCAUGGUAUCUGUGUGGCAGACCCCUAUGAAAUGAUUGUAAUGAAGGACUUCUUCAUUGACCUGAAGCUACCCUACUCUGCUGUACGUAACGAGCAGAUUGAAAUCAAAGCCAUCCUCUACAACUACAAUGACUAUGAAAUCAAGGUGCGUGUGGAGCUAUUGGAGACCGAUGACGUUUGCAGUGUGGCCACCAAGAAGGGCAAGCACCGCACUAGUAUUGAGAUGGACCCCAUGACAUCACGAGCAAUUCCCUUCGUCAUAAUCCCCAUGCAGCUGGGCAAGCACACCAUCGAGGUGAAGGCCGCUGUGUACGACUCAAUUCUCACAGAUGGCGUCAAGAAGGACCUGCUGGUGGUGUCUGAAGGUGUGCGGACUGAGGUUCCAGUGAAGAAAGUUGUCCUAAACCCAACAGAGCAUGGUGGGGAACAAAAAGAGGAAGUUAAGAGCCAACUCCCAAAGAAGCAGGUGCCGGGGACACCAGCCCAUACUUACGUCUCUGUUCAAGGGGAGCAGAUCAGCCAGACCAUUGAGAAGGCCAUCACUGGAGACUCAAUGGGUUCCCUCAUCGUGCAGCCCAGAGGUUGUGGAGAGCAGAACAUGAUCUACAUGACACUACCCCUCAUUGCCACCCACUAUCUGGACACCACCAACCAAUGGGAGAAUGUGGGUCUGGAGAAGAGAGACACAGCCAUCAAAUACAUCAACAUGGGAUACCAGCAGGAGUUGGCCUUCCGUAAGCCAGACGGGGCAUUUGCUGUUUGGUCAGACAAACCUGGCAGUGCUUGGCUAACAGCGUACGUCUCUAAGGUCUUUGCCAUGGCCCGCGACAUUAUCAGCAUAGAAGAGAAAGUGAUCUGUGACGCCCUCAAGUGGUUGGUGCUGAAUUCCCAGAUGCCAGAUGGCAUCUUCAAGGAGACCUUCCAAGUGUACCAUGCAGAGAUGGUGGGCGAUGUGAGAGGAAAGGAUCCGGAUGCUUCCAUGACAGCGUUUGUGCUGAUCGCCAUGCAGGAGGGCAGGGGUCUCUGCAUUGAGAACGUUGCUAGUCUUCCAGGCAGCAUGAAGAGAGCUACUGAUUAUCUGCAAGGCCGGCUGAAGACGGUUACCAAUCCUUACGCUGUUGCCAUCGUCUCAUAUGCCCUUGCCAAUGAAGGCAAACUGGACCAGGAGAUUCUAUUCAAAUACUCUGCAGGUGGCACUCACUGGCCAGUCCCCGGCAACCACCUCUUCACUCUGGAGGCCACAGCCUACGCCCUGCUGGCCCUGGUGAAGGCCAAUGAGUUUGAGAAGGCAGCACCUAUCGUGAAAUGGCUGAAUAAACAGCAGAAAACUGGGGGAGGCUAUGGAUCCACACAGUCCACCAUCAUGGUGUUCCAGGCUGUGGCUGAAUACACUGCCAAAGCCAAGCAGCAGGACAUGAACCUCGUCAUUGACCUUAAGGUCUCUGGACGUGCCAAGUCCACUAAAUGGACUUUCACCAAAAGCAACUCUUUCCUAACCCGGUCAGACAAGAUGAACUUGAAUGAAAACCUGACUGUGACUGCCAGUGGGACUGGAGAGGCAACUCUGUCAGUGAUGACUCUCUACUACGCCAUGCCCAGUGACAUACUCACUGACUGCAAGAUGUUCGAUUUAGAGGUGAAGCUGGAAAAACAAAACAAAGUGACAUACCAGCAGGCCAGUGAAUCAUACCUGUUCACCAUUGACGUCUUGUACCUGUCAAAGGAACGCUCUACCACCAUGUCCAUCCUGGACAUCGGCCUGCUGACCGGCUUCAGUGUGGACGAGUCUGACCUCACCCAGUUGUCCACAGGUAAAGACAGGUACAUCCAGAGAUUUGAAAUGGACAAGAUGCUGUCAGACAGAGGCUCCCUCAUCAUCUACCUGGAUAAGAUCUCCCAUACCAAACCAGACAGAAUUGCCUUUAGAAUUCACAAAAUGAUGGACGUAGGACUCCUUCAGCCUGCAGCAGUGUCCGUAUACGAGUACCUAGAUAUGGAAAACCGGUGUACACGGUUCUACCAUCCCAUCAAGAAGGGUGGCGAGCUGAACAGGAUCUGUCACAAGGACAUCUGCAAGUGUGCUGAAGAAAGCUGCUGUGCUAAGAAGACUGAUGUGAGUAACGACGACAGAGCUGAGAAAGCGUGUGAACCAGGCAUGGACUAUGUGUACAAAGUCAAGGUGGAGAAGAUGGACCUGACUCACCACACAGACAUCUACCACAUGAAGGUCAUCCAGGUCAUCAAGGAAGGUACUGACUUUGGUGUGGAGGGUCACACGCGUGAGUUCAUUGCCCAUCCUAUCUGUCGGGAUCAGGUGGCACUGCAGCAGGGGAAGAGCUACCUGAUCAUGGGCCACAGGGAUGACGUGGUGCAGCUUGAUGGCAGCUUUAGGUACAUGCUUGGCCAUGCCACCUGGUUGGAGUACUGGCCAACAGCACAGGAGGGGCAGACCUCAGAGUACGAGGACGCUUUCGCUGGCAUCACAGGCCUUGCCAACGAGGUCACGACCUUCGGCUGUGGCAUAUAAUACAGCUUCCUAGUUUUGUGUAGUUUGUUUUAUUUUUUACAUUCUGAGAGAAAACAUCAAAAUGUCUGUCUACAAUAUUACAUUUAAAAAAUGCAUUACUACUGUCAACAAGGUUGAGAAUGAGCGUAUCAGGCAAAUUGUUUCAAUUUCACACUGCAAAAAUGGCUGUAUAUGCAAUGACCAGAUGUAAUUUUGGCAAACACAAUUAAAAGUCUAAAGCGGUUAA
Molecule: messenger RNA, 5219 nt
Organism: Alosa alosa (allis shad)
Lineage: Eukaryota; Metazoa; Chordata; Actinopteri; Clupeiformes; Clupeidae
Product: complement C3-like
Exons: 41
Coding region: 38-4993 (1651 amino acids)
Cellular component (GO): extracellular region
Molecular function (GO): protein binding; endopeptidase inhibitor activity
Source: RefSeq, a predicted model, not a curated record